AUGGGUGACCCUGAAUUUCUCAAAUUUGCUGCUUCGGUGAUGUUCGGAGACAAAUGUGAAGCACUAGCUUCUGGCAAGAUUUCAUCCGUCCAAACCAUUUCAGGUACCGGUGCGAAUGCCCUUGGCGCGCUGCUGAUUUCGAAAGCCAUGUCUCCGAACAGAAAGGUAUACAUCAGCACACCGACCUGGGGAAACCAUUUCGACAUAUUUCACAAUGUUGAUAUGGAAACUGUGAACUAUCCGUAUCUUGACUCAUCCAAACACGCGGUGAACUUCGACGCUCUCCUGGAAGCAGUGCGGACGGCGCCUCAAGGUAGUGUGUUUAUUUUGCAGGGCUGUUGCCACAACCCCUCUGGCGUCGAUCUUAGUGUCCAACAGUGGCAGGAGUUAGCCACUGAGAUGAAAUCUCAUGGCCAGCUACCUUUCUUCGACACUGCAUAUCAAGGCCUCGGCGAUGGGCUUGACGAGGAUGCGGCUGGUGUCCGAACCUUUGUCGAAGCUGGCGUGGAGAUGCUUGUUUGUCAGUCGUUCUCAAAGAACUUUGCGCUUUACGGAGAGCGAUGCGGAGCUCUCCACGUAGUAGCGGAUUCCAUUGAAGUGGCUGCGAAUGUCAAGGAUCGUCUUCGAAGUUUGAUUCGUUACACACAUUCUUCUUCUCCAGCCUACGGCAGUCGUCUAGUUAAGAUUGUGUUGAGCAACGGCGAGUUCCGAAAUGCUUGGGCCAUGGAACUUGAGGGCAUGAGAGAGAGAUUGAAGCGCAGUCGUCAAGCACUAUACAGUGAACUGACAAACGUCCUGAAAGUGAGUGCACAAAAGAAUUCCGAUUUUGUAGAAUUAAAUCUCAUUGCAUCCAGACACCAGGCGAUUGGUCGCAUCUUACCCAGGAAAAGGGAUUAUUCUCGUAAGUGGCACCAAGUCGGUCAAACACAUGAUCAAUUAAUGAGGACUGCUAGAUGCCUAGCGCUGUCGCCAGCUCAAUGCAAGACGUUGGUAACCACAUAUCACGUACACCUUCCGGGUUCUGGGCGCAUCAAUGUGGCUGGUUUGAGUGAGGAUAAUGUGCGUCGUGCCGCCAAAGCCAUUGACGAAGUCAUCAGGCAGAUCGGACAGCAGAAGCUUUGA
Messenger RNA from Colletotrichum gloeosporioides, 1122 nucleotides. RefSeq names its product Aspartate aminotransferase. The coding region runs from base 1 to 1122 and encodes 373 amino acids. Gene Ontology annotation, biological process: biosynthetic process; amino acid metabolic process. The transcript has 3 exons. NCBI's taxonomy places the organism in Eukaryota, Fungi, Ascomycota, Sordariomycetes, Glomerellales, Glomerellaceae. The record is from RefSeq and is a predicted model, not a curated record. Gene Ontology annotation, molecular function: transaminase activity; pyridoxal phosphate binding.